This is a messenger RNA of Fusarium tjaetaba, 309 nucleotides long. RefSeq lists its product as uncharacterized. The transcript is spliced from 2 exons. Bases 1 to 309 code for a protein of 102 amino acids. Lineage: Eukaryota; Fungi; Ascomycota; Sordariomycetes; Hypocreales; Nectriaceae. The record is from RefSeq and is a predicted model, not a curated record.
AUGGCCAGCGUCGAAAGUCAAGUGUCAAAGCAGUCCGAAGCUCCCCUCCAAAACGACAAUGAGAACGCAGAGCAACUAGCUACCCUCGCAGAAGGCAAAGUCGCCGAUGCAGUAAAGGGAACGAGUACCAGGGAUAAGCCACGCAAGGAUGAUAUCAAGAUCGAGGACUAUGCCUCUGAUAUUGAAAGAAAAAAGGCUGAGCAGGCCGAGGCCAGAGAAGAGAUCAAGGCACAGAGAAAAGCAGGUGUAGAUGUUGAUGGUAGCCUUGGACAAGGCAGACUGAGCAAUGAGGACAACAGUAAUGUCUAA